CAGAAGAAAACUAAAUCUAAAAAAUUUGAGAAAAAUCAAGAAAUAAAGAAGAGCCCUGGUGGUGUCACUGAAAAAAUUAAGAAAAAAAAUCUGCAAAAAUCAUUCAGCACUAGACAAGCAAUUUCGGAUAGUUGCAUCAAGGAUUUGGCCGAGUUGGGUGUGUUAUUUGGGAAUCAAGCAAGAAACUUUUUCCAGAUUUCGUCUAGAGCUCUAGCCGCCAGCCUUUCAAUAGGCAGUAAAAAUAAUAAGAAAACCAGCUUCAAGGAACCAUUCAGUAUUCUUGUCAACACAUUGGGAGGAGACUUUACUAAUCUUACAUGCUCGGGGAAAUCUGUCAGAAAUGAUUCUACAGUAGAAACAGCCACUGUACUCUCUGAGUGUGAAGUCGAAAUUGAAUCCUCUUGCAACAAUUCUUUAAACAGUGCCGAGGAGCUACAAAUAUCAGAGUGCAAGAAUGCAACAGAUAAAUUCAGGACGAUGUACUUGACCCUUUUCGGAAACGGAAAGACUGUUCCAGAGCUUUGUGCUGGAACAGCUGAUAAAACUCUGGUUGCCCUGGCGCAACAAGUAAAGAAUUGUUCAUUUUUGACAAAUAGUGGAGGCGUAGCACAAAAUAUACCUUCACAGAGAAAUAAAUGCAAUAAAGUUUUUGCAAAGUGCCGAGGAGCAGAAAGAGACAGUAUUGCAGCAAUUAAUAGAUGUGUAGUGUGCCCAACCCCAGGAGAGGCUAAACAAGAACUUGUUGCUCUAGAGAAUCUUGUUGGGGCUUUGGAUAAAUCUGAAGCAGCGGUUGGAGCUGCACUUGAAGCUGCGGGAGUUUCAACUGGGCCAGGGGCAGACGGGACUCUUCCUCAAGUUGAUACUCAAAUUAAACAAGUUCCAGAGGCGCCAGGAUGCCAAGAAGUAUUAGAUAGUUAUAUCAAAUUCAAUAAAAGUGCGGAGGCUAUUGGCUCAGAUCCAAACAAGGCUCUAAAUCAAGUUCAGACCUUAAGUGCAACAAAAUUUCUCACUGAAAUAGGAAAUAGACCUACCCUUGUCAGUGAUCUCCUGUCCUGCACAAAACAAGAAGCAAAACAAGCAACAAUUCUAGCAAUAUCUUAUAUCAGAUUUUAUCUAUAUUGGUCAAUUCAAUGGAGGAAAAAUGUAAUCCUGGUCCGAGUAGCAGUUGUUGCAAUCACCUUUAAUAUACCUUCACCAUUAGUUCCAUCUGUAACAACUAUUGCUCCAGUAACAACUAUUGCUCCAGUUACAUCUAUUGCUCCAGUAACAAGUAUUGCUCCAGUAACAACUAUUGCUCCAGUUACAUCUAUUGCUCCAGUAACAACUAUUGCUCCAGUUACAACUAUUGCUCCAGUUACAACUAUUGCUCCUGUUACAACUAUUGCUCCAGUUACAACUAUUGCUCCAGUAACAAGUAUUGCUCCAGUUACAACUAUUGCUCCAGUUACAACUAUUGUUCCAGUAACAAGUAUUGCUCCAGUAACAAGUUUUGCUCCAGUAACAACUAUUGCUCCAGUUACAACUAUUGCUCCAGUUACAACUGCUACUCAAUUUACAACUACUGCUUCAGUAAUAACUGCUCCAGUAACAACUGCACCAGCAACAACCACUACUAAAGAAACAACUACUGUUGUAGAAGAAACAGCUACAGGAGGAGAAACAACUACAACAGGAGAAACAGCUACUGCUGGAAAAACAACUACCGCAGGAGAAACAGCUACUGCUGGAGAAACAACUACCGCAGGAGAAACAACUACCGUAGGAGAAACAGCUACUGCUGGAGAAACAACUACCGCAGGAGAAACAGCUACUGCUGGAGAAACAACUACCGCAGGAGAAACAACUACCGUAGGAGAAACAGCUACUGCUGGAGAAACAACUACCGCAGGAGAAACAGCUACUGCUGGAGAAACAACUACCGCAGGAGAAACAACUACCGUAGGAGAAACAGCUACUGCUGGAGAAACAACUACCGCAGGAGAAACAGCUACUGCUGGAGAAACAACUACCGCAGGAGAAACAACUACCGUAGGAGAAACAGCUACUGCUGGAGAAACAACUACCGCAGGAGAAACAGCUACUGCUGGAGAAACAACUACCGCAGGAGAAACAACUACCGUAGGAGAAACAGCUACUGCUGGAGAAACAACUACCGCAGGAGAAACAGCUACUGCUGGAGAAACAACUACCGCAGGAGAAACAACUACCGCAGGAGAAACAGCUACUGCUGGAGAAACAACUACCGCAGGAGAAACAACUACUGCAGGAGAAACAACUACUGCAGGAGAAACAGCUACUGCUGGAGAAACAAUUACCGCAGGAGAAACAACCACUGCAGGAGAAACAGUAACUUCAGGAGAAACAUCUACUAUAGAAGUAACAACAGCAGCCACUUCUAUUCCUACUUCCACUGCUACUACUACGGCCACUACUACUACUACUACUACUACUACUACUACUACUACUACUACUACUACUACAAGUCAGAACUAUUGUUUUCUGGUUUUCGGGAUCAAGCAUUGA
Molecule: messenger RNA, 2523 nt
Organism: Eurytemora carolleeae
Lineage: Eukaryota; Metazoa; Arthropoda; Copepoda; Calanoida; Temoridae
Product: mucin-19-like
Exons: 12
Coding region: 478-2523 (681 amino acids)
Source: RefSeq, a predicted model, not a curated record